CGGCUGUGGCGAUUGUGGAUCGGGGCGGUUCGCGCUCGUUCUGUGUGCGAAGUAUUUAUCACAAAUCCAGAACAGAUCCAAGACGAUGGCUGACGAGAAUGUGAAUGGGAAUGAGAAUGGAAAUGUUCCAGAAGUCGAACUUAUCAUAAAGGCCUCGACCAUCGAUGGCCGGCGGAAGGGAGCGUGUCUGUUCUGCCAGGAGUACUUCAUGGACCUGUACUUGCUGGCCGAGCUGAAGACCAUCUCGCUCAAGGUCACCACCGUCGACAUGCUGAAACCGCCUCCAGAUUUCAGGUCCAACUUCGACGCGACGUCGCCGCCCAUCCUGGUGGACAACGGGCUGGCCGUGCUCGAGAACGAGAAGAUCGAGCGGCACAUCAUGAAGAACGUGCCCGGCGGCCACAACCUGUUCGUCCAGGACAAGGAGGUGGCCACCAAGAUCGAGAACGUUUACAGCAAAUUCAAGCUGAUGCUGAUGAAGGGCGACGACCACUCGAAGCAGGUGCUGCUGUCGGUGCUGCGCAAGAUCGACGAGCACCUGGGCCAGAAGAAGACGCGCUUCCUGACGGGCGAGACGCUCUGCUGCUUCGACUGCGAGCUGAUGCCCAAGCUGCAGCACAUCCGCGUCGCUGGCAAGUUCUUCCAGGAGUUCGAGAUUCCGUCCGAGUUUGAGAACCUGUGGCGGUACAUGCACCAUAUGUACCUGCUGGACGCGUUCACCCAGUCGUGUCCGGCCGACCAGGACAUCAUCAACCACUACAAGCUGCAGCAGGGCACCAAGAUGAAGAAGCACGAGGAGCUGGAGACGCCGUCGUUCACCACGUCCAUCCCGCCAUCCGUGCAGGUCGAGUGAGCGGCCGACAGUCCGUCGUGGCCGCCGCCUCCGCCGCCCGGCCCAGUAGAGGUCCAAUAACGAUUACCGCAUAUACUGUGUACGCGCGCGUUUUGUGGCUGGGUUGGGAGAAAGUGCCUUCAAGGGGGGAGCGGGGAGGGUGUCGUGGGACCUCGGGAUCGCUUGCGCGCCGGUCGGUGCACCGCUCGGCCGGUCCGGUGCUGUCGGUCUGUUACGAGACACCGAUUCGAACGCGUUCAGCCCGAUUUGGCCGAUGCGCGGAACCGGGCCUGAGUACGGACGUCCCCGAGCAGGGGUACGGACGUCCCCGAGCAGGGGUACGGACGUCCCCGAGCAGGGGUACGGACGUCCCCGAGCAGGGGUACGGACGUGCCCAAGCGGGGGUACGGACUUCCCCGAGCCGGGAGUACUGACGUCCCCGAGUCUGAGUAUGGACGCCCUCGAGCUGGGAGUACGGACGUCCCCGGGCCAGGAUACGGACUGCCCCGGGCCAGGGUAUGGACGUCCCCGGGCCAGGGUACGGACGGCCCCGAACCGGGUACGGACGGCCCCGAACCGGGUACGGACGGCCCUGAGCCGGGUACGGACGGCCCCGGGCCAGGAUACGGACGGCCCCGAGCCGGGUACGGACGGCCCUGAGCCGGGUACGGACGGCCCCGGGCCAGGAUACGGACGGCCCCGAGCCGGGUACGGACGGCCCCGAACCGGGUACGGACGGCCCCGAACCGGGUAC
Pollicipes pollicipes is the source of this 1586-nucleotide messenger RNA. RefSeq names its product chloride intracellular channel exc-4. The transcript has 6 exons. Gene Ontology annotation, molecular function: chloride channel activity. The coding region runs from base 86 to 853 and encodes 255 amino acids. NCBI's taxonomy places the organism in Eukaryota, Metazoa, Arthropoda, Thecostraca, Pollicipedomorpha, Pollicipedidae. The record is from RefSeq and is a predicted model, not a curated record. Gene Ontology annotation, biological process: chloride transport. Gene Ontology annotation, cellular component: apical plasma membrane; cytoplasm.